AUGUGUGGAUUAGAGAUUCACUAUGUCAAGAGGCCGACUGGAGUAAACGAUUCAGCCUUGCCAGACAAUAUACCAAGACUAUAUAAUUUCUAUGAUUUACCGUAUCUGGUUCAUCUCAUUGAUGGAGACGAUAACAUCGUUGUUUUGUUCAGGAGGGAAGAAGAUGAAUUUUUUGAAAUUUACACUUGCUAUGUUGGUGUAGUUACUAAUUUUCCUUGCUCUGGAAUGCAGAGAGGUUUAGAUGGCAAAAGCUCAAGGACAAUGCAGGUGAAGGACGAGGAAGAAGGAUCUGAGGAAGAGGUUGAAGAUGAACACGGUGAAACCCUGGGUGGAGCUUGUGGAGAUAACUACGCUUCUGAUGAGUUCUGGAUUUGCUGUGACAUGUGCGAGAAAUGGUUCCAUGGGAAGUGUGUGAAGAUAACUCCAGCUAGAGCUGAGCACAUCAAGCAUUACAAGUGCCCUUCUUGCAGCAACAAACGAGCAAGAUCGAACUUUGUAUAA
Molecule: messenger RNA, 501 nt
Organism: Thlaspi arvense
Lineage: Eukaryota; Viridiplantae; Streptophyta; Magnoliopsida; Brassicales; Brassicaceae
Source: the annotation of a GenBank genome assembly